This is a messenger RNA of Alternaria infectoria, 1899 nucleotides long. RefSeq lists its product as uncharacterized. The transcript is spliced from 6 exons. NCBI's taxonomy places the organism in Eukaryota, Fungi, Ascomycota, Dothideomycetes, Pleosporales, Pleosporaceae. The record is from RefSeq and is a predicted model, not a curated record. Gene Ontology annotation, biological process: DNA-templated transcription. Bases 1 to 1899 code for a protein of 632 amino acids. Gene Ontology annotation, molecular function: DNA binding; zinc ion binding.
AUGGAAGACGACGAUAUGGAUGCGUCGCUCGAUGGACCCAUGUCCAAGCGUGCGGUAAGUCGCAUGAGCCAGCCACCCAGAGCACCUGCAGCGCCCAGCGAGAAGAAGAUUGAUAGAAUUGAAGACCGCUUAGCUGGUAUUGAGAAUGUUCUUGCCAGUCUCGCAACGAAACUCGGCAGUCUGGACCUCCAGAAAGACUCGCAUGAAUCCAGCAGCCAAUCGCGGUCGAGCCGAGUUGGCCCUUCAAGGAGUCCGGGAAGUGUCCUCGUCGAAGCCCCCACACCCGCACCAUUCGAGGGCGAGAGUUCUAUCAAUAGCCAGUCAGACUAUGCUCGCGAGAUGCUGGCACGAGCGAUCGGGAGUACACCCUCUAUUGGACAAAAUGAAGAAGUCAAGUUGGCACUUACUGCUCUUUCGGAAAUGGUCUCUCAGCACGGCCAAAACCCUGCAACUUCCAACCUCUUGAUCAACCAGUCACUUGUCGACAUUGACCCAUCGAAGCUGGAACGACCACCUUGGGAAAUUGCGUGCUAUGCUUUGGAGAAAGCUAGUGAAUAUCCAACUAUGGCCUUCGCACAUCGAAUCAACACUAUGAUAGACGACAAUCCCGAAGACAGACAGACGAAGAUCCAUAUCUUCUGGAUGAUUUACAUGCUUGACAAGACGCUUUCGCUACGUUUGGGUCGCUCAAGUAUCCUCCAGGAUUGGGACAUAUCGUUACCGUUUGUAGUAUCCAGCGACCCUAACGACAAGCACGCCGAAUCAAGCGCCUUCUUGUCGUACUGGAUUAAGGUUGCGCGAGUCCAGGGCCUGACAUACGAGAAGCUAUUUUGCCCUGCCGCCUUUACAAGAUCUACGGAAGAGCGCACGCGAAUCGCGAUUGAACUUGUCAACAGUCUUAACCAAGCCUGGUACGAGCGUGGGGAUGCGUCGAUCGUCGACUUUUCGCAACAAGGCCAUACGUAUCAUCUCGGUACGCCGAGAUCGAACAAAAUAGGCAACAGCCCAAAUGAGACACCACUCCCGUCUCAAUACAAGCGCUAUGUGCACAAAUCUCAGGGUAAACAAGGAUCAGAAGUCAACGAAUACGUUCAGGGCUCUUUCGAGAGAGUCCAAGACAUCUUCUUCCACUCCGAUGUCGUCAUGCACUAUUCCACCUGUGCACUCAUACAGCGCACGGUCAGUCCAGGAAAUAUGAGCUUUAAUCAAGAGUGCCUCGAAUCCUCGAGAGCGGCCCUUGUCGCCCAUAUGAGGGCUAGUGCACAGUUCAACAAGAAGGGCCAGGAGGACUUAUGGUCGGGAUAUGUACACUGGUCGGUUCUUCAGGCACCUUUUACACCUUUCAUCGUGAUAUUCUGCCACUCCAUCCAAAAGGCCGAUACGUCCGACGUUGAGCCAGAUCUUAACUCCCUUUCCGAAUUUGUCGGCAGCCUGGAAUCUUGCCGCACAAUUUCCGAGGGUGCAGACAAGCUCUACAAGAUGUGCCAUCUUUUCCUACGGGUUGCCAGGCUCUACGUCACGGCUAAGAAACAGGAUGCUGCGUCAAGAUCCCGGGGAGUUAUUCAAAAUAACCAGUCAGGGUAUUACACGACUGUUGAUGGCACGCAGCUGGACCUCAACGCAAUGUCUCAAUUCGAUCCAUAUCUUAGUGCGCUUGGAUUGAUGCCUGAUACCGCAUGGCCCACGACAUAUCCCAACGCUUCCACUGCAGCCACGACGACCGCGUUUGAGCAAGGCGAGGCGAUGAAUAACAUGGACGCCGUUGGUUCGUCAGGCUUCGGUUUUGGAGCGUCUCAGGGAAAUUCCAAUCCCAUGCAGGACUGGUUCUCAGGCUCACGCUAUCUCAUGAACCUUAUGGAGCCAGGCGACGAUCUACAAAUGCCGGAUCUAGACCUGUAA